Messenger RNA from Sclerotinia trifoliorum, 1017 nucleotides. NCBI's taxonomy places the organism in Eukaryota, Fungi, Ascomycota, Leotiomycetes, Helotiales, Sclerotiniaceae. The record is from the annotation of a GenBank genome assembly.
AUAGGCGGAAGAACUAAAUCGUCGGAAAAGCGUUGGCCGUGUAUCCCUUCUUGUAGUUUAGACAGGUAAUUUCAAUCUAUUUUGCACGUUGUUACCAAUAAUUGCCCCCGUAAAGCACCUUGUCACUUAAGCACCUUCUCUCAAAUCCUCCUAUGUAUCUUCAUCAUCUUUCUUUGCCUGGUUGCUCAAUAUGGAAGGAUCGGCUAGUCGUAUCGCCACUCUUUCGGAUAUCAUAGCUAGCAACACAGCGAAGCUCGAUAAGUAUCUUCAGACUAAUAAAAUUUCUCAGCCAUCGUUGGAUGAAAAUUGCUUAGAUUCUUUGAAUCUACCCCGUGACAUCUACGAAGCUCGCGCAGCAAUUGUUGAUGCGACAUUAGAACUACGCCUAAUAUGCUUGGGCCCCAGAGAGACAUGGUAUAGCCGUCGUGUACGUCCAUUUCAAUACCAAAUACAAUUCCUGGCAGAGGUGUCUACCUGCUAGUAGUCCUAGUAAUUCAACGGCCGUGGAUCAUGCUCAGCAUUGUCAAAUGACGCAAACCCUUGAUUGAUGGACCUCUAUAGGCCUACGAACUAGCAUCGCUGUAUUUCGUCUCAUCUUUUGAUGUCCCAUCACUGGUUCCAAUCUCAGGUUCUGCCACUUUUGCGGAGAUAGCUUCGCGGUGCCAGUCUCCUGUCAGCAAGGAAAUCGUUAAGCGUCUACUUCGACAUUCCAUGACGGGAGGAGUCUUUAAGGAGCAUGAAAAUGAAGUUGUCAGUCAUACUGCAUCGUCGAGACUUAUGGUAGAGGAGUCGAACAUCAGAGACUGGGUGAAACUCGAAGCUGACGGCGUUUGAGGCAUGGCCGCAAAUGUGAGCACUUUAUUCGCUGUGUAUCCACAGACUGACGGUUCUACAGAUUGUGCCCACGUUGAAAAAAUGGCCGGAUUCAUCAGAUCCUAGACAUACAGCACAAGCCUAUUCCUGUACACUUUUAAGUUCAACUAUACUAACGGGCCUGUUCACUCGUUCAUAGGCGUU